AUGUUGGCCAAAUUCAGACAACCAAAGCCGACCUUUUCACAAUAUCCCACCGCCCAGACAACGCAGGUCCAGAACUCUCGUCUGAGGCUACUCAAUGGCCUGAGGACUGGGCAGUACCCACUCAUGACCUUUUUGGCUAUCCCCUCAGUACGCCAGGCGCAAAUUGUUUCUCUGUGUGGUUUCGACGGCAUCAUUAUAGACUGCGAGCAUGGCCACAUUGGAGAUGAGGCGAUGCACAACUCGGUCGCCGCCAUCUCCGCAUUGGGAGUGUCGCCAGUCAUUCGCAUCCGUGGGCCUGCCCACGACAUCAUCAAGCGGGCGCUCGAUACCGGCGCCCACGGUAUCAUGGUGCCACAAAUCAACACGGCUGAGGAAGCCGCGCAGAUUGUGGCAUCCUCCAAGUUCCCACCUCAGGGCGUGCGUGGCCAGGGCUCCGCAUUCCCCGCUAUCGGAUACGGUCUCACAACGCCUGAGUACAUGAAGGUUGCCAACGAGACCCUGGUGACUAUGAUCCAGAUUGAGACGCGCGCCGGUGUCGAGAAUGUCGAGGCUAUCUGCGCCGUACCGGGUGUUGACAUGGUAUUCAUUGGCCCCAACGACCUAGCUCAGUCCCUGCUCGGCUAUACCCCUGCUAGAGGUGACGAACCGGAAUUUGUCGCCGCAUUGGAUAAGAUCGUGGCAGCAGGGCGGAAAUAUGGCAAGUGGGUUGGGCGAAUGGUGAACAACGGCACUGUGGCGAAGGAUGUUCGGGGGACCUUUGACACCGUGGCAAUAACUGGUGACACGAAGGCGAUACAAAACUGGUACAUAUCUGAAAUUGACCUGGCUAAGUCUUGA
Molecule: messenger RNA, 837 nt
Organism: Cryphonectria parasitica EP155
Lineage: Eukaryota; Fungi; Ascomycota; Sordariomycetes; Diaporthales; Cryphonectriaceae
Exons: 2
Coding region: 1-837 (278 amino acids)
Cellular component (GO): cytoplasm
Molecular function (GO): aldehyde-lyase activity
Source: RefSeq, a predicted model, not a curated record